This is a messenger RNA of Zeugodacus cucurbitae (melon fly), 3760 nucleotides long. RefSeq names its product dnaJ homolog subfamily C member 5 homolog (gene Csp). Gene Ontology annotation, cellular component: type Is terminal bouton. NCBI's taxonomy places the organism in Eukaryota, Metazoa, Arthropoda, Insecta, Diptera, Tephritidae. Gene Ontology annotation, biological process: regulation of neuromuscular synaptic transmission. The transcript has 7 exons. The record is from RefSeq and is a predicted model, not a curated record. The coding region runs from base 196 to 972 and encodes 258 amino acids.
AGUCACUCGCAGCCAGCCAUAAGUGCAGAAAAUAUACAAAAGAAUCUGAAUUCCGAUCGAAAUUUCGCGAGAAUCAACAUUAUACUAUAAAAGUGUACCCGAUUAAAACGUGGAUUAGAUAUUAAACAAUACGAAUUGUUUAAUAACAGUGUUUUUCAAGUUUUCACAAACGCAAGAAAUUAACGACAGAACAAAAUGAGUGCUGGUGCUGGUGGCGGUGGUGGUAUGGGAGAGAAAAGAAAAUUGUCCACAUCGGGCGAUUCUCUGUAUCAAAUAUUGGGACUUCCUAAAACAGCUACGGCUGAUGACAUUAAGAAGACUUACAGAAAAUUAGCACUUAAAUACCAUCCAGAUAAAAAUCCAAAUAAUGCCGAUGCCGCCGAUAAAUUCAAGGAAGUGAAUCGCGCUCACUCUAUACUGAGCGAUCAGACGAAACGUAAUAUUUACGAUAAUUAUGGUUCAUUGGGUCUUUACAUUGCCGAACAAUUCGGGGAGGAGAAUGUGAAUGCCUACUUUGUGGUGACAUCACCGGCGGUGAAGGCGCUUGUUAUUUGCUGCACUAUAUUGACUGGCUGUUGCUGUUGCUGCUGCUGUUGUUGUUGCUGCAACUUCUGUUGUGGCAAAUUCAAGCCACCAGCGAACGAAUCACACGAUCAGUAUGCACACUUGAAUCGUGGCGAAGGGGAUAGAGAGCCUAGUGAUAAUUCAACAAAUAGGAUACAGGCCACAGCGCAUAAUGAGGACGCCGAUUUGGAUGAUGUCAAUUUGGGCGGCAGUUCCAAUAAUCAACAAGCCGGCGGCGCUGGUGGUCAGCAGCCAGUUUUCGCGAUGCCACCACCACCACAAGCGGCCGGCGCCACUGGCGUGAAUCCAUUCACGGGCGCACCGGUUGCCGCUGCAACAGAGAAUACAUCGCUCAAUGCUACAGAACAGCCGACAUAUACGCCAGAUAUGGUACACCAAAAAUAUUAGACGCAUUCAACAACAAAAACAAAACAAUCAGUUAUCAGAAAAUAAUUUGCGCAAAUCAAGCUUCACAUAACAGCUGACGUCCAUCAACUUUACACAUUCAAUUAGAAUACAUUUUUUGCCAAUAUUGCAUAUAAAUAACGCAAAGCUAAAAAGAACACACUCAAAAUUAAAUUUCUUAUGUUAUUAUUAAUAAAGCACAUUUUACACUUCAUUUUACAUAUGUAUACACAUGUAUGUACUUGUGUGUAAACUACCUUAAAUGUAUUGUGAUUUUCGAACUACAUGAUUUUCCUUUUAAUUUGCGAUUUUAUUUACUUACAUACAUAUAUUUAAAGUAUGAAAAAAUAUUAAUUUGUAUAAAAUAAAACCAAAUAUUUAAUGGAAACACUUAAGCGCAUAUUGAGGCAAUUAAGUGAUUAGGCUAAAGAAAUGCGUAGUAGCAUGCGUAAAUGGUGUUCGAAAAAGUAAAAAUUGUGUAAAAAUAACUUUCGAACAUAGAUUUGAUUGCAUUGUAGUUACCAUAUAUUUACAACUUUACUUUUCCAUAAUUAUACUAUUAGUUGUAGUACAGUUUUGUUUAAAUGUUUCAAAUUUGUUGCGAAAAUUGUUGUAGACACAUACAAAUAUAAAAUAUUGUAUUUUAUUUACAUGAAUAUUUGAAAAAUUUUCACAAGCAAAGUUACAUUAGAUACAAUUCAAAAUUCUUUACUUUAAAAUUUUCCAACUUCGAAUUCGAAAUUGUUACGAAUUUUUUUCGAAAUUCGAAAAUGUUUAUCAAAAGUUUUUUUAAAGCAUAAUUGCAUAACAUUGAUUUCAAAAUUCUUUACUUUGAAUUUUUCGAAAUUAGAAUUCGAAAUAGUUACAUACCAUUUUUCGAAAAUCGUAAAUUUUUGAAAUACAGUUUUCUGCAGUUUUUUAAAGCAAUAAUUGCAUUCAAUUAAUGUACUUUAAAAUUUUCGAAAUUCGAAUUCGAAAUUGUUAAGUAAAAUUUUUCGAAGUUCGAAAUUUGCAAACUAAAUUUUUUUUUAUCUUACUUUUAUAUUUAAUGUUAUUUUCAUUACAAUAAAAAAUAUUUAUGUAAAAAAUUGCAAUUAUUAAAUAUACACAAACCUCAAUAUAUAUAAAGCAAAGGACAAUGCGUUGUGCGCUACUUUUUUUCUAUUUAAUCACAUAUCAAUAUAUAUAUUUUUUCUCAUAUGUAUGUAAUUUAGUAACAUUUUGUGUGUCAAUUUUACGCAAUUCGCUUUAUGUAGUUGGAAAAAAAGAAUUUUACAAAAUUAUUAUAUGCAAAGUAUUAAAAUUUAAUUUAAUUAAAAAAUAUUACUUAGUGCAGCAUUUUUAAAAUUGAGCUAUAAAAUUUAAAAUAUUGUAGUAAAAAGCCAUAUUUAAGCUUUGAAAGAGACUUUAUUUAAAAUUAUUUAACCAUUUUUCUCAAACCAAAAAAUAAAUAAAAAUAAAAAAUAAAUACAAGAAACAAAAAACACAGUAAUUUUAAUUUUUAAGUACUUUAAAAAGCUGAAUUUUAUUUAAGUGUGUAUUCAUAUUUUGAAUUUAAUUUUUAAUGCAAAACAAAUCUAUUUAAAUAGUUUCAUUUUAAACAAUUUCAAAUUAAAAAUUAAAAAAAACACAAUUUUUUGAAAUAUUUUCAUUUUAAAGGUUUUUAAAUUAACCAAAAAGCCAUUAUUUUAAAUAAUUCUGUUUAUAUUUAAAUUUUUUUGUUUUGUUUUUCAAAGUAAAACAUUCUUUUUAUUAUCCAUUUUAUAUGUAUUUUAUUGUAUCCUUCCAUACAGUCCAUUUUUUAUUAUACACAACAAAAAAAUAUUGUAUAUUGUAAUGUUUAUUAAAUUUAUGUUUCCUAAAAUAUAUUAUUUUCAACAUUUUUCAUAAAAUUAUUAAAGUUGGGGUAGUAAACAAAUUUUUAAUUAAUUUUCUCAAAAUAAUAUUAGUAUAUGCAGUGUCAAAAAUUAUUGAGUGGCAGAAAAUUUAAAUUUUUAAAUUCAAAAAGAUUUGAAAACUUGAAAAAUUUUAAUUCGAAAACAAUUUUGAAAAUUUAUAAAAUUUGAAUUCGAAAUAAAUUUGAAAUUUGAAAAAAUUUUAAUUCUAAAAAAAUUUUGAAAAUUAAAAAAAAUUGAAAUUUGGAAAAAAUUUUAAUUCGAAAACAAUUUCGAAAAUUCAUAAAAUUUUAAUUCGAAAUAAAUUUGAAAUUUGAAAAAAUUUUAAUUCCAAAAAAAAUUUGAAAACUGAAAAAAGGUAUUUUUUUAUUUUUUGCAAAAUUUCAAUUACAUUCGAAAACAAAUAUUUCAAAAGUUUAAAAACUAGAAAUAAUUUUUUAAAAAUUAAUUUUAAAAUUAAAAUUAAAUUAAAUUAAAAAAUGUUAAAAAUAUUUGAAAUUGGUAAAAUGUCGGUUUAUUUUUAAAACAGAAUUGUGGGAAAUAAAAUUCAAUAUAAAGUUAAAGAGUCCAAAAACGAAAAUAUUGGAAAUUUUAUUACAAAAAAAACUAAACUUAAAAAACUCUACAUUGGUCUCCAAAGCAACACUUAACUGUUUCAGAUCUUAAAGCGAAAAUCGUGAGAAAUUUUAUGAAUGGGUCUUCAAAACCGACACUUUCUGACGCUGUAAACUAACCUAAUUGUAUUGUAUAUAAAAGUACAGUAAUUAAAUAUGUAUACAAAAACAAAGAAUACAACAAAUAAAUAUAAUUAAAAAAUUUGCAAACAAUAGUUUAUAAUAAACAACUUUAAUAUGAAACAGAAAAUUAAUUAACUACUUUAGAAAGCAAAUUAAGAA